AUGGCAGAAGAAGCAAGGGAUACUGUUUCUCACACGUUGAGCGAGAUGUUCUCAUCCAAGCCGAAUGAUCAUGAGGUGAAGAAGACCCAACCAAGACCUCAUGACACAAGCUUGAUCAAAGCUAGCAUUUCAUGCAGGCAAAUGGAUGUUGACGCUUGUGAGCGGAUCUCGAACGAGGCCCGGAAGGAAAGUUCCCAUUUGGGUCAAAUCUGGCUGAGCCUGGCCAAAGAGAGGGCAAAAGAAGUAGAGAAGCGGCUGGAGGAGAAAGAACAGCGGCGACGCAGUGCAACAAAGAAGGAGAAGGAUCUUGCGAGCAUGUAUUUGCACCAGGCGUCACUGGCACAGUCGCAAGCAGAUUUGGAAGGAGAAGAGGCAGACGAUGAGAUGAAAGAUGCCCAGAAAGAGACAGCUCUUGGAAGGGAAUGCAUCGGCGGAUCUGCUCUAGACGACCGGAAUGUUGUUGGAUGGUAUGCGGACAUGUUUGAAAACAAGAGAUCCUAA
This is a messenger RNA of Guillardia theta CCMP2712, 501 nucleotides long. RefSeq lists its product as hypothetical. The record is from RefSeq and is a predicted model, not a curated record. Lineage: Eukaryota; Cryptophyceae; Pyrenomonadales; Geminigeraceae. The transcript is spliced from 3 exons. The coding region runs from base 1 to 501 and encodes 166 amino acids.